AAAACACAGCUUGGUGUACACGUUGCUAUAGCAGCUGAACACGGUUUGUGACUGCCCUUGGUUGUUUGGAAAAGUGUAAUAGAGUAACUGGAUUUAUGAAGCUGAAGUUCUCACUUUGUACUCCCUCGGGCUAUUAAAACAUGAAUUGCAAAGAACCACUAGCAAAGAAAACAGAUCGUGAUCCUAGAUACGAACUGCAUAUUGAAAGUCGAAGGAAAAAUGUGUUUGUAACACAACUGGGAGAACGAAGAGAUGAAGAAGAAGAAAACAUCAAUCAUAUUCCAGUUAUUAGAGAGGCUGCCAGCAAGAUUCUAGAAGGAAGCAAAAGUACUCAGCAGACGACACUGGUUCUGAAGAAAGAAGUAGAAGCUGACAGUGUCAACGAGCAACUGUCUGCCAAAAGACGGGAAUUUCAACACAGGAUGGAAGCUGUAACCAGGCGAAGGGAAGAACUUGAUAUGAAGCAACAGCUUAACAAAGAAAGUGCUCUUAAGUUUGAAAAGUUUCUAAAAGACACAGAUGCUAAAAAACAACGAGCCAUUCAUAAAUACCAAGUGGAAGUUAAGCAAAACGAUCUUAAACAAAGAGAGUUACUUGAACUCUUGCAACAAUCUGAAGAUUUAAAGGCUAGGCAACAAAAGCUGUAUAACAAGCUUGCAAAGAACAAAAUCUUUGAACAUUUCCUUCAAAAAACAGUUGACAUUCUGCCUGAAAACUAUAUUGAAUAUGGUGCAGACUCCUCAGUGAUAGCCCUCAUUAGGAGAUAUGAGACUCUCUCAGCUACCAAUGAAGCUCUGGUAAACAGUCAGGUCACACUCGCCAGUGAACUUGAAAUGGCACAACGACAGCUGGAGGCACUACAGCGGGAACAUGAAACAAUUAAACUUAUGACAAACAGUGAACUGUCUCAGCUUCAGAUGGAACACGAUAAGAUUCUAGAGAAGAACAAAGAGCUGGACCUAAAAAUCAACUUGCAUAGAGGCUACUUCAGGCAUCAGAGUGAAGAAUUAGGCAGUUUGAUUAUGGCUGUGACUAAUCUUGCUGAUGACUGCUAUAUGCGACAUUAUGGUCAGCUGCAGGAUAUGGAUAUACUAACAAAACUAGAUAUGAUUAAGGAAUUCAUCAUUGAGAAGAAAAAUAUUGAACAAAUGGCUGCUUUGUCUGAAGACUGUAGAUCUCCACUGUCAAGUGCUAUAGAAUUAACAACAAACAAAGAAAUCGGAACGACUCAACUAAAGUCAAAAAGCAGGAGUUCGUUAGGAAGCACUGGCAAGACACAAACUCUUCAGAACAUCAGGUCGAAAUCAGCAAGUCUGAAAGCUUAGCUCCAUUCAGUUCACAGCUAAUCAAGGUUGCUCUGCCUUAUUCUUCUGAAGGGAAUGGAUCAUGUUGACCAAAGCCCCUAGAUGUUUCCCUUUCAAAUGCUUGUAACAGAGCUGGAUGUAUGUAUUUUAAUUGUAAUAAGUCAGCAUUUUCAUACUUAAUAAACUUUUCAUUCUAAAUCAUUAUUAGACACUCUACCAGUUAAAUAUGAUACAUGUAUGUCUUAAAUGAAAUCUGAUCAUUUGUACUAUGCUGUUGUGGGUGAUUCAUGUAAAUAAAGUAAUGCGUAAUUCCAAUGUCCUUUAAAACAAACUUUUUGAACAAGAAUGUGAACACUAAUUCAAAAUGUUUUAAAAAUGUUUUGCUGGGGGUGGUUUUCUCUCUAUACCCCCAAACAGUGGCGUAAUUCCAAUGUCCUUUAAAACUAACUUUAUAAGCAAGAAUGUGAACACUCAUUUAAAAAUGUUUUUAAAAUGUUUUGUUGGGGGUGGUAUUUUCUCCACACCCCCAAACAGUGGCAUUCACCUCCUUUACUCCUUAUGUAUUAUUUCAACUCUGAGAACACUGCAUCUCUGAAUAAGGGAAUUCCCUCCUCCCACAGUGACCUCUUAGUGCAGCAGUCAGUUCCACAUUGUCACAGUGAUGUUUACCAUAAAGUGCAAACCCUGAAGCAGAUUGUCUGUAUUACCUCCUGCUAGGAGUAUGAGCUUUACAGUUAUGACACAGCAUUUACAUUUACAUUAUACUUGUACCACGUAGCUUAAAUAUCUAGCCUUCAGCAUUGCCAUUCAUUAAAUAAAUCAUAUAAGUGGUACUGUGGUAAUUAUUUUCCGAGAGGGUCAAUAUAACAGUAAGUCAUACCAUUUGGGAUUACCCACCUCUGUUUCUCAAGAUCCAAUCAGGUUUUUUAUAGCAGUGGCUACUGUACAAUCCUACUGCUGAAGAAGUCACAAUGGCAAACAGAUGAAGUAUGAGACAAAUGGAAUAUUAACAUUUUGAUAUCUUUACAGCAGAUGCUGCAGGAGAACAGACACUCAUGUCCUAAAGUUAUGUUCUACAUGCAUGUUUAGUCAGAAAAGCUAUAAACUAUAUUCUUAAUUAAUAACUUCUGUAGUAGCUUUACCCAGAACCUUAGAAAUGCAUCUGUUUUCUCUAGUAUGUCAUGUAAUUACUCACAGUUCAGUCAUAUACAGGGGCUUUUUGCAUAUCAUCAAAACACUAUUUACUGCUUUUUGCUUUCUUGAAUGAUCCUCAGUUUUAUAUACAUAUAUACAUCACUUUAUCUUCUUGCUUCCAUAAUUGGUUUUGUAAAUCUAGAAAUUUGUACAAAUUCUUGUUGUGGUUCAACUCUAAUGCUAUAUAAUUUCAUUACAAAUAAAUUGGUGUCUCUAUUACAGAGCUGGAUCAUGUUUUUA
Protopterus annectens (West African lungfish) is the source of this 2738-nucleotide messenger RNA. It is a transcript of the gene CCDC197, whose product is annotated as coiled-coil domain containing 197. The transcript is spliced from 10 exons. Lineage: Eukaryota; Metazoa; Chordata; Ceratodontiformes; Protopteridae. The coding region runs from base 141 to 1325 and encodes 394 amino acids. The record is from RefSeq and is a predicted model, not a curated record.